Messenger RNA from Sardina pilchardus (European sardine), 1944 nucleotides. RefSeq names its product protein NATD1 (gene natd1). The record is from RefSeq and is a predicted model, not a curated record. NCBI's taxonomy places the organism in Eukaryota, Metazoa, Chordata, Actinopteri, Clupeiformes, Clupeidae. The coding region runs from base 113 to 445 and encodes 110 amino acids. The transcript is spliced from 3 exons.
CUUGAUGUUCGUUCGCGUCCUCUCUGCUAUCGAGAGUAUGAAUCCACACGUAUUGAAAUUUGAAGUAGGGCUGUGAUACAGAGGGUAUUUUGGCAGUUAAACGUAGGCGAUAAUGGCACAAGCCGCGCAAAUGAACGUCAAUGAAAUCAGCACUCCACUUCGGGUUGAACACGAUAAAAAACGACGCCAGUUCACUAUCAGACUAAACGGCUCCCAUGAUCGAGCUGUUCUGCUGUAUGAGUAUGUGGGGAAAAAGACUGUGGACCUGCAACACACUGAGGUUCCUGAUGCAUUCAGAGGAAGAGGUAUUGCCAAACAUCUGGCAAAGGCAGCAAUGGACUUUGUGGUGGAGGAAGACUUGAAGGCCCACCUUACCUGCUGGUACAUCCAGAAGUAUGUGAAAGAGAACCCCCACCCUCAAUACCUGGAGCACAUCAUCCACUGAAACAGGCACAAAGAAAGGGGGUUGGUGGGGAGGGGGCCGGGGUGGAAGUUGGUGUGAGUGUUGGCGCACCUUGUCCGUCUCAACUUUCUGGGAAUGGGGUGGGAUGGGAUAUGCAAGCCAGAGGGUGAAUGUCUAACCCUCCACACGAGGAAAUGGCGAGCGUUCAUUAAGAACCUUACUCUCUGCGUUACUGUGGAGCGCUUUACAGCCAUGGAGGACAGGAAGGAUGCGCACAGGAUGGUGGAGUUAGCACCAAUUACAAAACAAAAAAACAGAAAGAAACCCACUGGGGGACUCCACCAGCCUCUUCUACCUUCUGUCUCUCAGGAUAUAACGAGGUAGAGGACCCCCUCAGCACACAUGGAGGGGCCUGCUAUCAUGUCUGUCACAUACGAGAUGACUGUUAUGGAUUGAUGGAAAGACAGAACACGAUCAGGUCUUGAAUGACAUGUAGCCUUGAGUUACACUAUCAUGGAUUCUGCUAGUUCAUAAUAUUAUGUUACACAUUGGCAGGCGUUAACAACUGCCUAUAAUUACCAACGGGGAGCAAGAGAGGUUUGAAGGCCCCAAAUAUUUUAUCUUUAUGCAGUGGUGCCGGAUGGACCACAGCAGCACAAACACACGUUUAAUUUGAGAAACCACAUACAAAAUGCCCUAUGCUCUGAACAUGGGCAGCUGUUUUUGUACUGUUUUCAUCACAUGAUGACUUUACUGCGUGUAGUCAGUAGAAUCUAUCUGGAUGAUGUCCACUGACACCAUCAGAGCCUUUGGAGAGUCUUAGCCAUGACUCCUAUGACAAUCCACACUGUCUACUUCAGGACAUGAAUCUUCAGGACUGACGUUUAUAAUGUCAAAUUGCUUUCAGUGCAUGUGGUUUCAGGUUUGUUUCUGCUAUUACUAUGAGUAAGUUUAGGUGUGAGAGAGACAAUGUGUGUGCGUGUGUCUACCAAAAGUAACUGUGAGUGUGUCAGGUGUGUGUUUGUUUGUAUGAUGUGUUACGUAUGAAUGAGUGAUGAUGCUUAGUUUUGUGUGUGUGCUAGGGGACAUUUCAUUUGAGAGUUCUAAAGCAAGUGUGCCUCUGACUUUUGAGUGUGUGUACAUCUUCUCUAUAAUAGGUUGACACCUAAUGUGCAUGUGUUUGUCUGUUGUACAAGAUCAUGUGUGUGCUAUGGUAUGUUGGAAAGAAUGUGAAUGCAGUCAUGAAUUAUUUCUAUGUUCAUUUCACUGUUCUUUUCCUGUAGUGGAACUCUGACAGAAACAGACUAGAGGUCAUUGACAGUCACUCUGGUGAAUCCAGAGGGGCAUGAGCAGGAUAUGUCUGGUGUUUACUCAUGAGACAAUACAAUGUGAUGGUGAGGUGCAUUACAAAACAGCUGCCAUCAUCUGACAGCAUCUUUGUGUCCUAGGAAGGUAUAACCGUCAGUGAUGGGGCAUAAACUGCUUGAAAUUCUUAAUGUUUAACCUUUAUGUACUUUUUAAAAAAAUAAAUAAAUAUAUAU